AUGCCAGAAGGUGAUGAAGACUGUUUGUUUUUGAAUGUGUACGCACCGCCCAGUGCGAACUCAAAGAAGCUCCCGGUAAUGAUGUGGAUCCACGGAGGAGGCUACGGAUGGGGCGAUGGGAAGAUGUUUGACAUGACUUCCAUGAUCAAUGACAACGACAAGACCUUCAUAAUUGUCUCCAUCCAAUACAGACUGGGUCCGUUCGGCUUUCUCUCCUCCAGCGAAGUCAAAGCGAAAGGCGUACCAAACGCCGGCCUUCUCGACAUUGCCUUUGCGCUCGAAUGGAUUGAGAAGCACAUCCACAAGUUUGGAGGCGACAAGAACCGCAUCACGGUAUCCGGAGAAUCAGCUGGAGCAGGCGCCUUGCUGCACCUUAGUCUUGCGCCGAACGUGAAAACGAAGUUCCAAGGCAUAGCAGCUUCACCGUACCUACCCGGCCAACACAAUUACGAUGGCGAAGUUCCUACAAAGAAGUACUACGCCUUUGCUGCUCAAGCUGGCUGUGGAUCUUCAGGAGAAGUGCUGGAUUGCCUCCGCAGCAAAGACUCGAUUACAUUGCAAAACGCGAAUGGCAAUGUCACUGUCAACGGUCCGGUGUAUCGCACCUGGGCAUUCGACCCUGUGACCGAUGGAACCUUUAUCACUGAUAGACCUAGCCAAACGCUUUCCCGGGGAAAGGUGAAUGGUAGAGCUAUCUUAGUUGGUUCGAACGCCAACGAAGGAGCACUCUUUGUUCCGCAAGACAAGAUCAGCAAUCUGGAUGAACUCAAGGAAUGGCUGCACUUGAAGUACCCCCUGUUUAGCAAUGAAGACAUUGACAAGAUACUUACCAUGUAUCCCAACUCGGACGAACCAGACGAUCCGAACGCGCUCAAGUUUGCAACGAAUGGUAUUAGCGGUGCGACAAACAUCAACAUGAGCCAGGUCGCAACCGGCCACCUUCAACGCGCCAACGCCAUCGUAGCAGAAGCAACCUUCAUCUGCCCCUCCUACUGGCUUAGCACCGCCUACCUCCUUGCUUCCAAACCCUCCUACCACUACCAAUACUCCGUCCCCUUCGCCGCCCACCUCGAAGACGUAUACGCGUACUUAGGUCCCAACCAAGCUCAACAGUCCCCCUCUUUCUCCCGCGCGUUCCGCCAGAUCUGGGGAAAUUUCAUCACGAGUGGCAACCCUGCUGUGUCAUCGCAAGCUGGAUUGGAGCACUGGCCAAAGUGGACGGAUGGGAAAAGCGCGCGGAUGAUGAAUUUGAAUACGACGGGUGGGACGGCGUAUACAGCUACUACGCAGUUUGGGGUUGAGGUGACGCAGUUCCGGGAGCCGGGCGAAAUUCGCGACGACUCCAACACGCCCGAACUGCGCAGCCCCACCACAAUAAUUCCCCCCUUCUUGACGACCAAAAACAUGGCCGACGCUCUGAAGGACUCGCCUAUCAAGGCGGUACAGGUUGAAGCCCUGGUUGUGAUGAAGCUCAUCAACCAUGCCGCCAAAACCUUCCCCACCGUCGGAACCGGAUGCCUCGUUGGUAUGGAGUCUUCCAACCAGCCCGGCCUCCUUGAGGUCACCUCCUGCUUCCCUUAUCCCAGCAUCGAUGCCCCCGCUACGGACGAUCACCGCGACGACCACCGCAACAACAACAACGCCGCGAACCUUGCCGCGUCAGCGCCCCGCGCGAAGGCCAACCUCGCCUACCAGAACGAGAUGAUCAAGUUUCUGCGGGAAGUCAACGUCGACGCGAACAACGUCGGCUGGUACACGAGCACAAGCAUGGGCAACUUUGUCAACUUGAACACCAUCGAGAACCAGUUCUUCUACCAGAAAGACCCGAAUGAGCGGGCAAUCGCCUUAAUACACGAUGUUAGCAGAAGUUCGCAGGGCAGCUUGAGCUUGCGCGCAUACAGACUCGCCCCUGCCUUCGUUGCAGCAUACAAGGAGGGCAAAUUCACGACCGACAACCUUCAAAAGAGCGGCCUCCGGUACCACGAUAUUCUCGUCGAACUCCCCGUCACCGUUCACAACUCCCACCUCCUCACCUCCCUCCUCCACCAGCUGCCCUCCGACGCCCCCAAAGAGGAGCUCUCCUUCCCGACCAACCUAGCUGCCCUCCAGCAAGACCCCAACACCCCCGAACCACCCUUCUUCCCCAACUACGACUCCCUCGACCUCUCAAUCGACCCCUACCUCGAGAAGACAUGCGAUCUCCUUCUUGAGAGCAUCGAGAACCACCACACGGAGCUCAACAACCACCAGUACUACCAGCGCUCGCUUGCCCGCGAGCAAGCAAAGAUCACAGCCUGGCAGCAGAAGCGCAAAGCCGAGAACGCGGCAAGGACGGCGUCGAAGCAGCCGCUACUUCCCGAGGACGAGUGGCAGAGGCUGUUCAAGCUGCCGCAGGAGCCGAGCAGGUUGGAGACGCUGCUUAACUCGCGGCAGGUGGAGCAGUAUGCUAGACAGGUUGACGGCUUCACGGCGGGCGUCAGCACGAAGAUGUUUGCGGUCAAGAACAAUCUGUUGCCUGGGGAGUCAUAG
Molecule: messenger RNA, 2529 nt
Organism: Didymosphaeria variabile
Lineage: Eukaryota; Fungi; Ascomycota; Dothideomycetes; Pleosporales; Didymosphaeriaceae
Gene: EIF3H
Product: Eukaryotic translation initiation factor 3 subunit H
Exons: 7
Coding region: 1-2529 (842 amino acids)
Cellular component (GO): cytoplasm; eukaryotic translation initiation factor 3 complex
Molecular function (GO): metallopeptidase activity; translation initiation factor activity; protein binding
Source: RefSeq, a predicted model, not a curated record